Molecule: messenger RNA, 855 nt
Organism: Nannizzia gypsea CBS 118893
Lineage: Eukaryota; Fungi; Ascomycota; Eurotiomycetes; Onygenales; Arthrodermataceae
Product: metalloprotease 1
Exons: 5
Coding region: 1-855 (284 amino acids)
Molecular function (GO): metallopeptidase activity
Source: RefSeq, a predicted model, not a curated record
AUGCGGUUCUCUGUUGUACUCUCCGUCAUUGCAGCUCUCAGGCCUGUUGUUGCCACUCAUGGCUGCGGAAGUUCCCCCCAUGACUCCUUUGAUGCCGAGAUAGGGAGAUUGAGGCGCGAGGAGGGUGACUCUGGCCACAAGGAUUUUCAUGGUUCCAGCACCCCUCACGUUACCAUUGACACCUACGUCCACUUCGUCUUCGGAGAUGGACAGGGCAAACUAAGUAAUAUCUACUUUGAGAGGCAAAUCGAGGUUUUGAAUGAGCGCUUUGCACCAGCCGGAUUCAGUUUCAGGCUCCUGGAAACUACACGGACCAAGAACAAUGAGUGGGUUAAGCAAGCUUACACUGAUAGGAGCAUGGUGUCUGCGCUCCGACAGGGCGACUACGCUACCCUUAAUCUUUUCUACAUCACUGAGUAUGUUGAUGAUAUUAUUGGCGUAUGUUUCCUUUAUCCCAAGGAAGACCCAGACAAGAUUGAUAUUGUGUACGACGGAUGUUCCAUUUGGACUGGUACCCUCCCUGGUACCGAAGAACCAGAACUCAACAUGGGUAUGACCACCGUCCACGAAGUUGGCCACUUCUUGGGGCUCAAACACCCCUUUUCUAACCCCGAAGCGGGAGGCUGCGACGAAGAUGCUGACGGGAUUGAUGACACUCCCCGACAGGCCAAUGCCACUAGUGGCUGCCCGGAAUCCAAGGACACCUGCCCCGAAUAUUCGGGUAAAGACAACAUCCACAACUAUAUGGACUACAGUGAUGAUUCCUGCAUGGACACGUUUACUCCUGGCCAGAUACAUCGAAUGCACAUGAUAUGGCAACAUUGGCGUCGUCCACAGAGGAUGAGGUCCAAAUGA